Pteronotus mesoamericanus is the source of this 2378-nucleotide messenger RNA. RefSeq names its product interleukin 17 receptor C (gene IL17RC). Bases 204 to 2354 code for a protein of 716 amino acids. Lineage: Eukaryota; Metazoa; Chordata; Mammalia; Chiroptera; Mormoopidae. The transcript has 19 exons. Gene Ontology annotation, molecular function: interleukin-17 receptor activity. The record is from RefSeq and is a predicted model, not a curated record.
GCUGGGAGUGAGACUGGAGUCAGGACUCCCAGGAGAGGGAGUGUGCCAGCUCGCCAGCUCUGGGACACUGGAGGCUGGGGGGAGAUUCUGGCCGCUCCUGUCCAAGUGCUCUGGCCUGAGCGGGAGCAGAGGUGAGGUGUCUGCCCCCCCCUUGGGGGGGCAAGACAGAGCCUGAGGCCUGGGUGCCACCUGGCACCUGGAAGAUGCCUGUGCCCUGGUUCCUGCUGUCCUUGGCACUGGGCCCAAGCCCCGUGGUCCUCUCUCUGGAGAGGCUCAUGGGGCCUCAAGACUCUGCUCGCUGCUCUCCGGGCCUCUCCUGCCACCUCUGGGAUGGUGACAUGCUCUGCCUGCCUGGGAGCAUAGUGUCUGCCUCGGGACCUGUGCUGGUGCCCACUCGCCUACAGACAGAGCUGGUGCUGAGGUGCCAUCAGGAAACGGACUGUGACCUCUGUGUUCGUGUGACCGUCCACUUGGCUGUGCAUGGGCAGCGGGAAGAACCUGAAGAUGAGGAACAGUUUGGAAGAGCAGCUGAUCCAGAGCUCGAGGAGGCUAAGAAUGGCUCUCUCCAGGCCCAAGUCGUGCUGUCCUUCCAGGCCUACCCUACUGCUCGCUGUGUCCUGCUGGAGGUGCAAGUGCCCGCUGCCCUCGUGCAGCCCGGUCAGUCCGUGGGCUCUGUAGUAUUUGACUGCUUUGAGGCUGCUCUAGGGGCCGAGGUGCGAAUCUGGUCCUACACUCAGCCUAGGUACCAGAAGGAACUCAAUUUCACACAACAGCUGCCUGAUUGCAGAGGGCUCGAAGUCCGGAACAGCAUCCAGAGCUGCUGGGCCCUGCCCUGGCUCAACGUGUCUGCAGACGGUGAGGAUGUGCACCUGGUGCUGGAUGUCUCUGAGGAACAGCACUUUGGCCUCUCCCUGUACUGGAACCAGACCCAGAGCCCUACAAAACCAUGGUGGCACAAAAACUUGACCGGGCCGCAGACCAUUACCUUGAACCACACAGACCUGGUUCCCUGUCUCUGCAUUCAGGUAUGGCCUCUGGAGCCCGACUCCGUUCGAACGAGCAUCUGCCCAUUUGGGAACGAUCCCCGCGCACACCGCAACCUCUGGCGUGCUGUCCGGCUGCAGCUGCUACCCCCUCGGGGCUGGCGGCUGGAUGCACCAUGCUCGCUGCCCGCUGAGGCCACACUCUGCUGGCAGGUACCAGGCUGGGGCCCCUGCCAGCCGCUGGUCCCACCGCUGCCCCGAGAAAAUGUCACUGUGAACAAGGCCCUUGAGUUCCCGCUGCUGAAAGGCCACCCCAACCUCUGUGUCCAGGUGAGCAGCUGGGAGAAGCUGCAGCUGCAAGAGUGCUUGUGGUCUGACUCCCUGGGGCCCCUCAAGGAUGAUAUGCUGCUGGUGGAGACACGAGGCCCCCAGGACAAUAGAUCACUCUGUGCCUUGGAACCCAGUGGCUGCACCCCACUACUCAGCAAGGCCUCCACGAGGGCAGCUCGCCUUGGAGAGCAGUUACUAGAAGACCUGCAAUCAGGCCAGUGUCUGCAGCUAUGGGAUGAUGACCUGGGAGCACUAUGGGCCUGCCCCAUGGACAAGUAUAUCCACCAGCGCUGGGCCCUGGUGUGGCUGGCCUGCCUACUUUCUGCUGCUGUGCUUUUCCUUCUCUUCCUUCUCAAAAAGGACCAUGUGAAACAGUGGCUGAGGCUCUUGAAGGAGGAUGUCCGCUUGGGGGCCGCCGCCAGGGGCCGCGCGGCUCUGCUCCUCUACUCCGCCGAAGACGCGGCCUUCGAGCGCCUCGUGGGCGCCCUGGCGUCGGCGCUCUGCCAGCUGCCGCUGCGCGUGAUCGUAGACCUGUGGAGUCGUCGUGAACUGAGCGCGCAAGGGCCCUUGGCCUGGUUCCAUGCGCAGCGGCUCCAGACCCUUCAGGAGGGUGGCAUGGUGGUCUUGCUUUUCUCUCCCGGGGCCGUGGCGCUGUGUCGCGAGUGGCUGCAGGAUGGGGCGUCAACGCCUGAGGUGCACGGCCCACAUGACGCCUUCGCCGCCUCGCUCAGCUGCGUGCUGCCGGACUUCUUGCAGGGCCGGGCACCUGGCCGCUACAUCGGGGCCUACUUCGACAGUCUGCUCCACCCAGAUGCCGUGCCAGCCCUGUUCCGCGCAGUGCCAGUCCUUGCCCUACCCUCCCAGCUGCCUGACUUCCUGCGGGCACUGCAGGGGCCCGGAGCCCCCCGUCAUAGGGGGCUCGCAGACAGGGUGGAGCAAGUGUCCCGGGCCCUUCAGCCCGCCCUGAACAGCUGCCUCCGGCCCCCGGGGACCCAAGAGACAGGACGCGAGAUGGGACCUGUGGCAGGGGACGGGACUUGAAUAAAGGCAGAUGCUAUUUUUCCA